Molecule: messenger RNA, 3483 nt
Organism: Brassica rapa (field mustard)
Lineage: Eukaryota; Viridiplantae; Streptophyta; Magnoliopsida; Brassicales; Brassicaceae
Biological process (GO): proteolysis
Molecular function (GO): cysteine-type peptidase activity
Source: RefSeq, a predicted model, not a curated record
AUGCCGAUUGUUCCUGAAAAUUCAGAGAGGUUAGAGAACAGUGUUUUUGCGAUACUAAGCUCUGUAAAUCGUGAAAACCUCCCUGUUCUAUACCCUGGUCCGUGUGACUUGCUUGACACAACCAGCCCUACAUGGUUUAAAUUUUUAACUGAUCUCUCCCUGGUCAUCCCGACGAUUCUUGCAGAAGGAUGGGUUCAUGCAUGGCCGACAUACUGCGACAUUCCCGAUCAUUUUAAAGAACGCUGGUUUCUUCAAUUCGCUAGUCAUUUAUUCAAAUGGGCGGAUGAGUGCUUGGUGGAAGAGGUUGAAGAUAUUAAGGCAGUGAUAAAUGGCAUGAAUAGAGACAUCUCGGAGUUGCGAGUUAACGUUGCUCGGUUGGCGAAUGGAGUAAAGACAGAAUCUGAGAGAAAAGGAGGCGAAUGUUUGAGUGAGAGUCGGUGUUUGAGGAAUGUGGUUGUUUGUGUGGCUGGAAUGGCGAUACUUUGCUACUACUACUUCUCUAUGGAUGUUUCUGAUGUUAAAUCACGGGGUUACCCUCCAAGACUUUAUCCUGUAGGGUCUUCUAACCUAGAAAAUAAAGAUAUUAAUCAAAAUUUCCGUUCACGAGAUUUACCUCAUAUUAUAGAAACACUAGGAGAAGAUGUAUGGAAAGCACUGGUGAACUCUCCCAUUGGAGUAGUUGCUAGGCUAGUUGAACGCCGAAGCGUGUGGUCUGGUAGAACAGUACACUAUCUACUAUGUAGACAGCUGCGAGUACAUAGGAAGGAGAUAUGGAGUCUGGUGGUUGAUGAGCCUAUCAGGUUUAACUUGGUAGAAUUUGGUGAGAUAACUGGGUUAAACACUGGUCCAUUGCCAACAGAAAGUUUUGAACCUGAUCCUGAUAAAUACAAACCGUUUUGGGCGAAGCUGAAGGUGUCGCUUGGGAGGGGACCCACGUUGGAUGAACUGAAGAACUCAAUAGAGGUCUGCCCGAGUUGGACAUUUAAAGAGCGUAAAUGGCUAGGGUUAUUAGUUCUUCAACACAUGGUACUUUAUUGUUUGCAUCAAAAUUCUCGGGUGCCAUUUGAAAGUGCCAAAAGAGUGUUUGACGAUGAAGCCAUGAAGUCGUAUCCAUGGGGUCGGACUGCAUACGAAGUUCUCAUUGACUCUAUUAAAACGUUGGCUCCAGACAGGGGGUCAUACACAUUAAGCGGCCUAAAGGAUGCGUUAUUGAUUUGGGCGUAUGAAUCCAUCGUCUGCUUUGGCGAGUGUUUUGGGAGAGUGGUGAAUAAUGAAGACGUUCCACUUUUACGAUGGGGUGGAAAGCGUACUCGUGCAAAUUUCGAAAACUUGUUGUCUGCCGAGAUAAAACAACAUAGCCAGGUGCGUGUUAGGAGAAUGGUUUCGAAGGAGUCAAUCGAAGAGUUGUUGCCUGAAUGGUCGUGUCAACCUGACGACCCACAACUCGUUAACUUGAUAACAGACAUACAUGCAGGUAGAUUUGUAAAAGGUUUUUGGGAAGUGCAUGGAAAUGCGGAGGGGAAGGGUAACGAGAAGAAGAAGAAAGCUGAGCCACCCAAUAAGAAGCAGAAUAAAGUUAAGACCAAUGAGGGUGAAGCUGCUGCAACGGGAAAGGGUUCAAGCGAAGAGGAAGGUAAUAAAGAUUCGGGGAACAACGCGAGUCUGAUGGCCAUUGCGAGUACUCUGGAUAAACUUUCCAGAAAAUUUGAUCUGAUGGACGCGCGAUUUAAAAAACCAUUGGUGGACCAGAAGUCGAUAGAUGACAUGGUGAAAGUUGCAGUGGAGGAGCGUCUGAAAGUUAUGGGGAUAGGAAAAAAUCCCCAAAACAAAGAAAACCUUUCGAACGUCGCCGCCGACCAACAACCUGAACCGUUGUCAUCACCGCAGCCUAAUACCCAGCAGAAGUUUGUCUGUAGUCCACUGUUAGCUGAAACCCCUGGAAAGGAUAUGGGACCUAGGAACAAUUUGUCCAACGAGCUUGAUAAGGAGAGAGGGAUGAAAAAAACUUUAGCUAAGGAGUUUGGAACACAUGCUGAAGAUGAGGGUGCUAAUGUUCUUGAUUUCCUAUAUGUUUCUCCUGCAAAGGCAACUAAGGCUGAAGACUUACGUCGCCGCUCCACGCGCAACCGUACUAUAAAGGAUGAGGAUGCAGAAGAUAAGAAAAAAGCUGUGCAAGCAGAGGCUGUGUUGAAGAAGAAGGAGAAAGCUGCCGCUAAGAGAAAAGCGGCUGCCUCAAUGAAGCAAAAACAGCCUGAGUUAAAGAAACCAAAACAGGCUGAGUUAAUGAAUGAAGAACAGGCUGAGUUAAAGAAUCAAGAACAGGCUGAGUUAAUGAAUGAAGAACUGGCUGAGUUAAAGAAUCAAGAAGCCGAUAAUGAGAAGAGAAAGAAUAUAACUACACCGCGUGCCAAUGUAAAAAGAUGCAAGGUUGAAGAUUCUGUAGAGGACAGUGAAUUUGCUGUAAUGACCGACGAAGUUCUUGCGGAGGAGAAUGAAAUCUUGCCGGAGUCGCCUAUGGCGAGUCAGGAAUUGAUUAGAUCUGCUAUAGUAAAGGAAUAUCGGGAGAAAAUGGUUAAAUUAUCUCCACAAGGGUUUGUAUUGUCUGAAGGUUCUUCAAGACCAGUUUUUCCGUACAUUGGAGACAAUGGAACGACGUGCAUGAGGAAUAAUGUUGAGCCUUCAUCAGCAAUAUAUGACCCUAUAGCACCUGUUGAUCCGAUUGUAUUGGAUAAACUUAUGCAACACAUCUCGAGAAUUCCACCCAAACCACCAGCACCAGCAAAGAAAAGAGUUGUAAGAUCCGCCGCUCGUGAGGGUGACUUCUACAGCAUACUCAUCCUUGAAAGACCGUGGCCGCAUAGCCAAUAUGGAUGGUUGUUUGAUGAUCAUAUCUCUGCGUAUAUUAACGUCCUCAUUAAGAGGUCCAUGCGAGAUCCCACCCCAUUCUGGACCAAGCGAAUUGCCUUCAUUGAUCCUUGGUUCUUGAAGAAGUGGGUUGACGAUUACAAGCAGUUCAAGAUAAAACCUAAUAUGAUGAAGUUCACAGGAAUGUGGUAUGAACACGUGGAUCACUUGUACGGAUGUCUUCCAACCGGCGGAAAUCACUGGGUGGCUUUUCACGUGGAUCUGAAGAAGGUUAAGGUUGAUUGCUAUGAUUCAAUCAUUGGAGAGGUAACAGCCAAAAGUGCUUCGAAAAUGCUUGAAGAGUUUAAACCGAUAACGCUUAUGCUUCCCGAUAUUUUGAAUCAAAACAUUCCUGCCAAUCUCCGAACCCCGAGUAGGAAGAAGUUCGCAUUCAGGAGGAUGAGCAAAAGGUACACUCCACAAAACACCCAGAUUGGCGAUUGUGGGGUGUAUGCGUUGAAGUUUGUGGAGUGUCUAGCGCUUGGUGUAAGUUUUGCUGGGAUAAACGAUAAAAAUAUUCAAGGUUUACGGUUGAAGAUGGCGGCAAAGAUCCUCGAUGAAGGAGGAAACAGGGCGUAG